AGCGGUUCCUUUUAAUUUUUGAGUUGUAUGUUCCCCUUUUUGAUGUAUGCUUCAUAACUUUGUGAUUUUAAAAGAACAUUUAAUUUAAGUCCACAGCAUAAUAUAGUUUGGCAUAACAAGAAUUAACCUAUCUAAACAAUUCGAUACAAAAUAUGGGCGACCUCCUCUUUAAAAAAUCUCAGCGAUUCGUACAUCCGAGUAAUACUAUAAUGCAACAGCAGAGGAUCCUACUUUUUCUGUACUGAAAUUUGGUAACCUAAUCUAAGAAGGCUAAAUCAAAAAGUCUUUUUAGUUGAUUUCUGUAAUUUGAUUUGGAAAUAUGGGCGCUGAGCAAUCGGCAUCGUUGGCUUGCACCCAGACGGGAAAGCAGGAGGAACCACUGAAACUAAUCAACUCGGAGCUCUUCUUCCGCUUGUACUUCGAUAAGAUGCCUCUGCCUGUCACAGGUCCAGUGACUGAAAGUCUUUACCAAUUAGUGGAAUCCCUGAACCAGACGACGGUCGCUAAUGAUGAAACCCAAUCGAAUCAGGAAGAAGAUAACAACAGUAUGGAGAGCGAGGACAGCGAAAGCGGCUUCUAUUCGGAGUACAGCGAUGAGAGUUGUGUUUCUUGCUCCAUAUCUUCGACUUCAAGCUAUUCGGAUGUUGAGAUAGAGUCUCUGCAGACGGCCGAAUUCGAUUCCAUAGAUGAAUAUGAUAUGCCCAAUCCCGAAUCUUUUGAGUCGCAUUUGGAAGCCUUGCCCGUUUUCGAUUCUCAGGAAUAAAUGAGCAUACAAUUAACAUAUGAAUUUAUGUACACAACUAA
Molecule: messenger RNA, 804 nt
Organism: Drosophila ficusphila
Lineage: Eukaryota; Metazoa; Arthropoda; Insecta; Diptera; Drosophilidae
Exons: 2
Coding region: 320-763 (147 amino acids)
Source: RefSeq, a predicted model, not a curated record